This is a messenger RNA of Pocillopora damicornis (cauliflower coral), 355 nucleotides long. Its product is annotated as A disintegrin and metalloproteinase with thrombospondin motifs 6. Gene Ontology annotation, biological process: extracellular matrix organization; proteolysis. Gene Ontology annotation, molecular function: metalloendopeptidase activity. Lineage: Eukaryota; Metazoa; Cnidaria; Anthozoa; Scleractinia; Pocilloporidae. The record is from RefSeq and is a predicted model, not a curated record. Gene Ontology annotation, cellular component: extracellular matrix.
UUUGGACAAAAAUGAAUUUGACGGUAAACCGGUGCGCACGUGUGGCUUUUCACAAAGGUUAUGAGUACUUUAGUGUUCAGUUUUACGGAGAGUGCUUCGGUGGAAAGGAUGCUGGGAAAACUUACUCCAAAUAUGGAAAAAGUGGUUAUUGUUGGUUCUUCAAUAGCCAAAACGGACAUGCAGUUGGAAGAGAUUUGACCAAUUUUGUAUAUCACAUUCAACAGGAUGAUGAAAGUGCAGCGAAGGUGAAAUAACAUAGAAGGACAUUGUUGAACAAUAAGGACAAUAAAGAAAUACAGCCAAUCAAUAAAUAUGGUAUUGAAUGAUAAAAAAUCUUUGAAGAGUUCUUUUGUCA